AUGAGUUUCAGGGAUGAUUCUGAAGAUGCGAGGGAUCUACGGAAGCCGUUUCUACAUACCGGAAGCUGGUAUCGAAUGGGUUCCACGAUGGGCUCCAGUAUGAUGAGUUCAUCUCAGGUUAUACGCGAUAGCUCCAUCUCUGUUGUAGCUUGCGUUUUGAUUGUUGCUUUGGGUCCUAUUCAAUUCGGUUUCACUUCUGGCUACUCUUCUCCUACACAAUCUGCAAUCAUCAAGGAUCUUGGACUAACAGUCUCAGAGUUUUCUCUAUUUGGUUCUUUAUCAAAUGUGGGUGCGAUGGUUGGAGCAAUAGCCAGUGGUCAGAUAGCGGAAUAUAUUGGAAGAAAAGGGUCUUUAAUAAUUGCUGCUAUUCCUAAUAUAAUUGGAUGGCUUUCUAUAUCCUUUGCAAGAGAUUCAUCUUUUCUUUACAUGGGAAGGUUGUUGGAAGGUUUUGGUGUGGGAAUAAUCUCUUAUACGGUGCCUGUGUAUAUUGCUGAGAUAGCACCUCAAGACUUGAGGGGGAGGUUGGGUUCAGUGAAUCAGCUGUCUGUCACACUUGGAAUAAUGCUGGCCUAUCUGCUGGGGCUUUUUGUUGAGUGGAGGAUACUUGCAGUUUUAGGAAUACUUCCUUGUACAAUUUUGAUACCUGGUCUAUUUUUCAUUCCAGAAUCGCCUCGAUGGCUGGCUAAAAUGGGUAUGACAGAAGAUUUUGAAACUUCUUUGCAAGUUAUCAGGGGUUUUGAUGUUGAUAUUUCUAUUGAAGUGAAUGAAAUCAAGAGGUCUGUAGCAUCAACAACUAGAAGAACUACAAUUCGGUUUGCAGAACUCAAACAAAGGAGAUAUUGGUUUCCGUUGAUGGUUGGAAUUGGACUACUUAUGCUGCAACAGCUUUGUGGCAUUAAUGGUGUUAUAUUCUAUUCCAGUACCAUUUUUGAAGAUGCCGGGCUUAAAUCAAGCAAUGCAGCUACCUUUGGAGUUGGUGCCAUUCAGGUCAUUGCUACUGCUGUAGCCACAUGGUUGGUGGACAAAGCAGGGCGCCGGCUUCUGCUUAUAGUCUCCUCUACUGGAAUGACUAUCAGCCUCCUAGUUGCUGCAGUCUCAUUCUUUAUAAAGGAUGUUGUAUCAAGUGACUCGACCCUUUAUAGCAUUAUGGGCAUCUUCUCUGUAGUUGGAGUUGUGGCCAUGGUGGUUGCCUUCUCUCUUGGAAUGGGGCCCAUUCCUUGGGUUAUAAUGUCAGAGAUUCUUCCAAUAAAUAUCAAGGGUCUUGCUGGAAGCAUAGCAACACUUUCCAACUGGUUCAUUGCUUGGGUGGUUACAAUGACUGCCAACCUGCUUCUGGAUUGGAGCAGUGGAGGUACCUUUCCUUCUCUCUCGUCAUGCACGCAUGCAUCCACAUCUAUAUCCCCAUCAUAUGAAGUUGAUAGUAUGACAAAAAGCAAAAGCCAGAAUAUCAAAAUUAGGCAGUCAUGUUUAGAAGAUUAUUAAAUCUCACAUAACUGACAUGGACACCCUAACAGGAGCCACGUUAUUAUUGUUUUGGCUUCCUUAUUAACUCAAGCUCCCUUGACCUUCAACAGGAACCUUUACGAUUUACAUGCUUGUGAGCGCUUUCACCAUCUUAUUUGUGAGCCUUUGGGUCCCCGAGACAAAGGGAAGAACACUGGAAGAAAUCCAAAGGUCUUUCAGAUGAACUUUUCUUCUCCUUGUUUCAUUGUUGUUUAGAAGAAUCCAAUUCCUGCAAUUUCCAUUUUGUAAUGAUCUCACAGAUCACUAGGUGUAAAAUUUUUGUUUGCGAUUAUCUUCCUUUGGCAUAGAAAACGCAUAUUCUCUGGUCAGCAUCUUUUUGUACCUGGCUUGAAUUUCUGUAUGUCUCAAAUUUCAUCCUCAAACAAAUAUCUGUAUUGUCUGCUUAUUCGAGUGAUGAAUUGAUUUAUAUUCUUUCGAUGGGGCAAAUCGCUUUGGCUUUUAUUUUGACACUUCAUGAGAACAGAUUAAGCUGUUAGAAUACAAGAAAAGGUUUAGAAACAGUCUUUAAACAAAAGGAUAUGAUUCAUCUGCUGCAAAGUGAUCGUAUUUGGAUUCAUUCAUGAAGGUUAGCCGGUGCUUUUGCUAUGCCACAAACAAGCGGUCAGUGAUUACAGUAAGUUAUUUUCCUUUUUGUGGCAUUGUAACAUUGACCUCAGAUCAAGACCAGAAAGAUCAGUGCUACGAUCACGCUCAUGCGUAGAAUCCGAAUGCAAAAAGGAACUCAAACUAUUACUCCAUGAUUAGAUUUUUCAGUUUCAAGAAAUGAUAUCAUUGAACAAUUCCCGUGAUUGUUUGUCUCCAUCUUUUGAUAUGCAAUGUUGAGUAAGAGAGUGGUUGUCUGAUAGCAGACCGAUGUGAAAAGACUGAGCAAGAAUAUGGGAAGCAUUCCUUGAAGAAAACUGUUGCGAAAUGGAGAUGCUAGAUACCCUUCACCCUAAGGCAGGAAGCACUAGACUUUAGUAAAGAGUAACUAUUAUGCUUUUAAUAUAAAACCUAGACGGUGAUGCCAGAUACCAAUACCAUUGGCUGGUCAAAUUUUCUGCUAUUAAGACAGACAUAGAUCGCUGGCCAGAUGAGUAUCUCACUCAUUAUUGCUUCACGAAGAAAACAUGUUUUGACCCAAAAAGAAACUGCAGGAAAGCAAGGACCACUAAUCAAGUCUUGACAUUUCGGUGCUUAUCACUUUUAGCGGCAGCACAAAGAUCUUAUACAUAAAUGAUAUCUGUAAAAAACUAAUGUCCACUCAACAAUAAUUUCAAUAAAUAUUUGUUUCCACAGUAAAAAAAAAAAAAGGAAAAAGAACUCAAGGGAAAAGAAAGAUGAAAUGCUAUGAUGGCACAUUGAUGAAAAUUUCAAUCAAUAAUAGUCUCAAACAGGUCAAAGACUAGUAAAUAAAUGGAGAAUUAUUGUACAAAAUAAGCUAGUUUCACAUGAUAGUACUCCAGACAUACAUGCAAGUGCAAAAAAAAAAAAA
Durio zibethinus is the source of this 2998-nucleotide messenger RNA. RefSeq names its product sugar transporter ERD6-like 6. Gene Ontology annotation, cellular component: membrane; plant-type vacuole. Gene Ontology annotation, biological process: transmembrane transport; carbohydrate transport. NCBI's taxonomy places the organism in Eukaryota, Viridiplantae, Streptophyta, Magnoliopsida, Malvales, Malvaceae. The record is from RefSeq and is a predicted model, not a curated record. Gene Ontology annotation, molecular function: sugar transmembrane transporter activity.